Molecule: messenger RNA, 3811 nt
Organism: Toxotes jaculatrix (banded archerfish)
Lineage: Eukaryota; Metazoa; Chordata; Actinopteri; Toxotidae
Product: B2 bradykinin receptor-like
Exons: 2
Coding region: 109-1179 (356 amino acids)
Biological process (GO): neutrophil chemotaxis; G protein-coupled receptor signaling pathway; immune response
Cellular component (GO): membrane
Molecular function (GO): bradykinin receptor activity
Source: RefSeq, a predicted model, not a curated record
CUGGGCUCUUUUCCCUUUGUUACAGCAAGUUGGAAACAUACAGAGGACUGCAGCAGAAUUUCCUGAAAGAGCGCCGAUAGGCAUCUUGACAUUUUACAUCCAAGAGGCAUGAGUCUUCUGUCUACAAGCAUCCCAGCUACCUCCAGCUCUGCGGAUGGAUGCCAAAACUGUUCCAAUGAGGGGAAAGACGAGAAGUGGACCACCUCUGUGGUACCAGUCUAUAUCCUGUGCAUCACUGUGCUGGGAAUUGUGUUUAAUGUGUUUGUCCUGAUGGUAUUCUGUCUCCACAAGAAGGCCUGCACCGUGGCUGAGAUCUAUUUGAGCAACUUGGCUGCUGCUGACCUUGUCCUGGUGUGCUCUUUGCCCUUCUGGGCUGUGAAUGUUGCCAAAAAAUACGACUGGAUAUUUGGUAGAGUCCUGUGCAAACUGGUCAACAUCUUCAUUAGUGUGAAUGCCUACUGCAGCAUCUACUUCCUCGUUCUGGUCAGCAUAGAUCGUUUUGUGGCACUGGUGCAUCCGCUGACCCAUGAAAGAAUGCGAAGGCCAAAGUAUGCCAAACUGGGUUGUCUGCUGGUGUGGUCUUUGGGUUUGCUCCUGAGUGUCCCCACAAUCAUCUACAGGGAAGUACAUUUUAACUCUACGACUAAUGAGACAAUGUGCUAUUUUAACUACACAGAUACCACUGUGGAACUGCUGUGUGAGGGGGUGAUGCCCAUGUUUGGCUUCAUUAUUCCCAUUUUCAUUAUUUCCUUCUGCACUUGUAAGAUUAUUCAAGCUCUGAACAACCGGUCAACCGAGGGGUUAAACACUCAGAAAGUUGAGCAGAAGGCCACCACACUUAUCAUGGCAGUCCUUGUGGCAUUCCUGAUCUGUUGGGUGCCAUUCCACUUGGUCAAGAUAAUAAGAUUACUUUUAACUGCUGAAGUCUUGAGAAGUGGCAGCCUGGAGAGCAUCGUAGAGACCUACACAGAAAUCGUCAUUUACGUAGCCUUCUUCAACAGUGUUCUCAACCCCAUCCUCUACGUCAUUGUAGGGAAAAACUUCCAGAAAAAAGUCAAGGAACUCUUCAGACAGUGGAGCCGUAACAGAAGAGCGAGCCUGAGCCUCACCACCUCAAGAUUUUCCCUGUCGAGGAGUGUUAAAGAUCCGAAUAUCUCAUGCAGGCCUUCAAGACUGUGAUCCUUUAACACGUUUUUUUUGUUUUUUAUAUUUUUGGAUUUCACACAAUGAAAUGGUCUGUUAUUUCCCAGAAGUAAGAUAGGAAAAAUAUUGGAAGUUACACCCACAUUAUGUUUGUGUAAAUAUGGUGUGAACUUUAUUUAGCAUUCCAGUUAUGGUUCAAGACAAGACAGUGGUAUGUUUAGUUGAUUUGAUGCAUGAUAUACACCUUGGAGGUCUGCCCAUCAGAUCCUGCUCAUUAUGGUAGGGUCUGAACUCUCUCUUUCAUAGUUUGCUCAAGGAGGACCUUAAUCUAGGGCUUUAGCUAAGAGUAAGGAGAGUGUAGGUGUUCAGUGACACAAAGGCUAUGGUACUGGUGCAUGCUGUCACCUUACCCUUGCUUGGAUCUGUUCCCAGUCUUGAACCAUCCUUGACACAAUCACAUAUCUUCGCAUGUUGGAUGAGAAGAUGUAGUCUCACACUUUCAAACUCACAUCUAUUUCAGUGUCUGGCCUUUUUUAACAUGUUUUGUCAGGGCCAGCACUUCAGAAGGAAAGUUAGGCGGAAGGAGGACAAGACAUCAACACCGAAGACGUCAACGCUCUGUGGUGUCAACAGACCACAAGAGAUCAAGGGUGUGGUCAUUUUUAAUGUGAUGGAUCAUAUUCCGUUCAUUCUCGUGACAUCCUGUUGACAAGUCUUUACAGGAUAUGGACCUUAAAUGAUCAUAUCUGCCAUUUCGACACUUAUGGCUUAACUUGGAAAAGCUUUCAAGCUUAACACAAUAAUAACACUGUUACAUAAUUAAACAGCACUACCAGAUUGUAUGUUAUAUUGCAGAAGUAAUGGAUAUGAACUAAGAUAAUGGAAGUAAUGUACACAGCAAUUGUUUACAGUCUUAAUGUGACAGUUUAGUGGCAGGAUGUUCCAGGACUGUAUGUGUGCAUUUUCUGUGGCUAUAUGUCUGGAUUUUUCACUGUAUUGUUGCAUGGUGUUACUUUUACCGACUUGUGAUAUCUUAAUGCUAAACAGCCAUAAAAUAAUAUAUCUAUAAAAUAAUAUACCCAUGUAAUAUUUUCUCCUUCUGUUUCACAUUAAUUCAAACUUUUCCUUUGAAAAGCAAAUUUCAGCUUGUUAACAUAAGAGAAUUAACACCUACACAGUGUGUACUCAUUUGCAUUGUCAUACAUUUGUUUCUUUGUACAGUUUAUUUACUAUUCAAAGUCAGAGUAACCUGAGCAGCAGUGACUCUCUCAGUCAUGCUGGUAUCUCUUUACGGUGUGAACACACUUCACUGUUUGUGAAACAACUUACAUUUAUAAUUUGUGAAACUCUUUGCAUAAUAAACUUAAUGUAACACCUGGUGUGGCAUAAAUGCAAAAGCUAAAUCUUUUGUCAGCACUGCAGAGUUUGGAAGAGGCUUUCCACAAUGAAUAAAUGUAGACUUCUCUCUAGUUCAGGACACAAGGCAGAAAUAAGAAAGCUGUUUAAUCAGGGUACAUGAACUGAUAUCUUUAGAAGUAAAGCCAAAAGUCACUCAAAUGUUGGCAGUAAUGCCUGAUUGCUUGAGAAAACUGUAGGUACAAAUAACAAUGGUAGUUAGUGUUGAAGUAAAGUUGAACUAAAACGCCAGUCUAUCAGCUGUGAUGGCAUGUGACAAAAAGCUUGGCAAUAUUUUCUCUAAAAAUAAUGACACUAUCAAAUUGAUUUUUGAGAUUACGAACAGCUGGGAAUCUCUCCAAACUCAUUGAAAAGGGAUCAGCCUGACUAAGAAACUCAAGCAGCCAGCUUAUUUGGUGAAAGUCUGUAUGACUGUCUGAUAGCUUGUGGUUCUGGAGAUCCCAGAGUUUAGCAAUGUUUUUUUACCAGGGGGGCCAGUGUCUGUUGGGGCUAAAGACAAGUUUCAAAUCUGGAGAAAGACCUUUGUAGCCUACUCCUCACCUCUGCUUGAGGCAAGGACCUUAAAGCAAAAAAUUUCUCAGCAUUUCUCUGAGUCUCAGAGGAGACUUUAUUUCAUUCAACCCAGUGUCACAACUUUGUUUAGUCAGGUUCAGCCUUGUUUGUCUGUAAGAUGGCCUCUCCUGGUACCUGAGAAUAUUUAACUGACUCUCGGUGCUAGCCACAUUCAAAUUCUCUUCUAAAAAGUACUUUAAAAAUAUCAGAAAAGCAUCCACACAGUCCAACCUAUGAAUCAUUCAUUUAUUAGAUAAGAUGUGGAAGGUGUGGUACGAUGCACAGGUCGGGGUGGGUGGAUGUUUUUUCAGCUCCAGCACUUCCAAACAUGUUUUAUUUGGUAAAAAAAUAAAUAAAAUAAAAUCCCUCUGCAUUGGAAAAAAAAUGGGGAAAAAAAAUAAAACACCAGACCUCCUUGUUGAUGAUUAGGCUUCUCAAUGUUAACUGAAAUGUUUAUAAGAACAAUGUCACUAUUCCAAUUUUGGUGCUGCUUUGCAGGCUGUUUGUGCCUGUCCUGUCUCAGGAGCACAAUGCUUCAUCUUAAUGACAUACAACUGAAACACAUCACAUGACAUGCAAAUACGUGCUGUUCCUGGAAAGGUGUACACUGUGUAUACGGUUUGCACAAACUUACCAGUACUCACUGGUUUGCUUUUAAGAUCGUUUUACAUAAGUGAAAGUACCAGUAUUACAAUGUAAA